Molecule: messenger RNA, 1515 nt
Organism: Cordyceps fumosorosea ARSEF 2679
Lineage: Eukaryota; Fungi; Ascomycota; Sordariomycetes; Hypocreales; Cordycipitaceae
Product: amidohydrolase
Exons: 1
Coding region: 1-1515 (504 amino acids)
Molecular function (GO): hydrolase activity, acting on carbon-nitrogen (but not peptide) bonds
Source: RefSeq, a predicted model, not a curated record
AUGACUCGUCGAGCUGUUACGACAUACGGCGCACCGGCCAACGCCCCCGCGGCCCAGGAGCCGCUUGCGCGAGAGCCUCCCCGCACGGAGAGCCGCCCGAGCCAUAAGCAGUUGUCGUCGGCGAUGCGCUGUCUUGGGAUCUCGCCUGCCUCAUUGCGCAGCUCGCAGCGCCAUGAAUACGACGACGAUGACUGCACAUCUGCGCGAGCCGCCUCCAGAAAGUUUUACACAAUCAUCACGUCCGACCUCCUGAUCCCCGGCGACGGCGAGCCUCUCCCAGACAGCGCCAUCGUCGUGGAGUCGGCGAUCAUCGUCUGGGUCGGGCCGCGCGACCGCAUUCCCCCGUCGUACCGGGAGGCCCGGCACCGGCUCCAGCACGUGCCAUACAUGAUGCCCGGCCUCUGGGAUGUGCACGUGCACUUUGGCGCCGCCAGCGAGGACCCGGAACAGGCGGCCAAGACGUGGACGUACGGGCCGCUCGCCGAGCACCCUGCCACGCAGGGCGCGCGCCUCGGCCGCGAGUGCUGGCGCGCGCUGCAGAUGGGCUACACGUCGAUGCGCGACUGCGGCGGGCUCGGCUGCGAGCUGGCUGCGGCCAUCGACGACGGCGCCAUCCCCGGCCCGCGCGUCUACAGCGCCGGCGCGUACAUCAGCCAGACGGCCGGCCACGGCGACCAGUUCAACAUGCCGCCCGGCGACGCCUUGCUGCGCAUGGGCGUCGGCAGCGUGCGCCCGGGCUUCUUCUGCGACCAGACCGCGGUGCUCGCCGACGGGCCGGACGAGUGUCGCAAGGCAGUGCGGCUGCAGGUGCGCCGCGGCGCGCGGUGCAUAAAGAUCAUGGCCACCGGCGGCGUCGUGUCCCUCGACGACGACCCCGACGCCGCGCAGUUCAGCGCCGACGAGAUGCACGCGCUCGUCGACGAGGCGCGGCGCAUGGGCCGCGCCGUCGCCGCGCACUGCCACGCCAAAGCCGGCAUCCUCGCGUCCAUCCACGCCGGCGUCACCACCAUCGAGCACGGCUCCUUCGCCGACGAGGAGUGCGUCGCGCUGAUGAAGGAGCGCGGCGUCAUCUACGUGCCCACGCGCCGUGCGGUGACCAACCUGCUCGAGUUCAAGGACCAGCUGCCGCGCAAGGUGCGCGAGAAGCUGGAGAUGGUGGACGCGCGGCAGCUGGCGGCGUACAGGCUGGCGGUGGCGGCGGGCGUGAGGAUCGCGAUGGGCACGGACACGGUGCCGGGGGGCGUGCGCGGCGUGGAGAUCCAGCACGGCGUGGAGGCGGGGCUGACGAACCUGCAGGCACUCAAGGCGGCGACGGCGACGGCGCCGCUGACGCUGGGGAGGCAGGGGCCGAGGUCCGGGCAGCUGAAGGUGGGCUACGACGCGGACGUGCUGGGCCUGACGGAGAACCCGGCCGAGGACGUCAAGGUGCUGCAGAGGGGCGAGGUGAUCAAAUGGGUGUGGAAGGGCGGCAAGCUGUUCAAGGGGCCUGGAGUUGGACCUUGGGGGGAGGAAUGA